Messenger RNA from Diorhabda carinulata, 451 nucleotides. RefSeq names its product 60S ribosomal protein L34-like. Gene Ontology annotation, biological process: translation. NCBI's taxonomy places the organism in Eukaryota, Metazoa, Arthropoda, Insecta, Coleoptera, Chrysomelidae. Gene Ontology annotation, molecular function: structural constituent of ribosome. Bases 76 to 429 code for a protein of 117 amino acids. The record is from RefSeq and is a predicted model, not a curated record. The transcript has 3 exons. Gene Ontology annotation, cellular component: ribosome.
GUCAAUUACAUUUGUCAUUAUAUACACAUGCGCUAUUGUUGUUUCUUUUCCAUUUUCUAGCUCAAAGAGAGCAAAAUGGUUCAACGAUUAGUGUUUAGAAGACGAUUGUCUUAUAACACAAAAUCCAACAGAAGACGAAUUGUACGAACUCCUGGUGGUAAAUUAGUAUAUCAGUACCUUAAAAAACCGAAAAAGAUCCCGAGAUGCGGUCAAUGUAAAGAUAAACUACGGGGUAUCCUCCCUGCAAGACCACAAGAAAGAUCCAGGUUAUGUAGGAGGAAGAAAACUGUAAAAAGGGCUUACGGUGGAGUGUUGUGUCACAAGUGUGUCAAAGAAAAGAUCGUCAGAGCUUUUCUUAUCGAAGAACAAAAAAUCGUGGUUAAAGUUCUUAAAGCACAACAAGCUGUAACUAAAGCCCCUAAAAAAUAGAUCCUAAUAAAUGUUUGAUUUA